AUGAAAAGAUCAUCACUCGGAAUCGAUCCUGUGAAGAAGAUCAUGAUUUCUCUAUGGAGAGGUCAACAGCAAUAUAGGAAAGAGGCAGUGAUGAGGAGAUUCUAUUGUAGUAAUAUUUCUACUACUACUCGUGUCAUUCCUGAAUGUAAAAUGGAUUCGUAUAAUACAUUGAGAGAUCAAUGCUCUUCAUCAAUUUUCAAAUAUCCUAAUUCUUCGUCCAUGAUGAUGAUGACCAAACACACCCAUGAACAACAGCUCAGAAGAAAUUAUUCCAUAACGACGAGGUUUACUCGUUUGGAAUCUAAAUCUCUUCAGCAAGAAGAACAACAACAACUCAAACAAACUCAUCGGGAUGAAUCAUCUUCGAACCAACAAGAAGAAGAAAAUUCCUCCUCCUCCGAUGAUGGCUCUUCACUGAUCUUGUACAAUUCCAAAUAUCCCCAUUUCAUUCAUCGCUUUCUCAUUCAACCUUACCAAAGAAAUAAGACUCAUAUUUAUAAUUCACUAAUUACUUCUGGAUUAUUCUAUACCAUCUAUGAAUAUGAUAUUGAUGUGAAUUGGUUUUUGACCUUGUUGUGGUUGAUGGGAAGUAGCUAUUUGAGUUACUCUUCACAUGUACAUAAUAUCAAUCACAUUCCACUCGUAUUAACAAAAUUAGAGUAUGAUUCCAAGAAUAAGGUGUUAUUUUUGUACGACGACAGGGGACAACUCAUUGACAAGAUUACAGAUUUUCGUAAUUUAAUUCUUGACAAUGCUAUGGAAUUUAAAGUACACAUGCCACUUGCUGGCUUCUUCUGGAAGAGCUUUUUAUUGAAUCGAAUGGACAUGACACAACGUUAUGCAUUGAAAUUUCUACAUUUCAAUCCAAAUCAAGCAAAAAAACGAGCAGUGGCAGGAGAUUUUGGAAUUCAACACAACAUUUCUGAACGAAUGAAACAAGACAAGAUUACCUCCAUUGAUCCAGAAACAGGUGUCAUGAGACAAUAUGUCUAUAUGGUUGUCAAUUCCAAUCCACAAGUCAUCCAAGAAUUGAGAGAGGAUCUUGUUGAAUUGAGACAAGAACAUGUGAAAUCCUCAAAAUGGACCAAGUGGUAA
Messenger RNA from Naegleria lovaniensis, 1095 nucleotides. RefSeq lists its product as uncharacterized. NCBI's taxonomy places the organism in Eukaryota, Heterolobosea, Eutetramitea, Acrasida, Naegleriidae. The record is from RefSeq and is a predicted model, not a curated record. The transcript has a single exon. The coding region runs from base 1 to 1095 and encodes 364 amino acids.